Messenger RNA from Dioscorea cayenensis subsp. rotundata (Guinea yam), 2124 nucleotides. RefSeq names its product protein CYCLOPS-like. Gene Ontology annotation, molecular function: sequence-specific DNA binding. Gene Ontology annotation, cellular component: nucleus. Gene Ontology annotation, biological process: arbuscular mycorrhizal association. The transcript has 11 exons. The coding region runs from base 313 to 1983 and encodes 556 amino acids. NCBI's taxonomy places the organism in Eukaryota, Viridiplantae, Streptophyta, Magnoliopsida, Dioscoreales, Dioscoreaceae. The record is from RefSeq and is a predicted model, not a curated record.
AUUAGAACUGAUUCAUUUGAGUUGUUAGAUUAUGAUCUCACAGAUUUCUCUAUGAUCAUAUGUGUAGGCUAGAGGAAGGAGUUUAGAUUCAUUAGAGAUCUUGCAGGAUAGUGAUCAGAUGGUAUUUAUGGUAGUUUUAAAUGUUGUGUGUUUUAAGGAUAAACAAGACAGACUCUGAUAAUUAAUUCCUGUUUCUUUUGAGUGGAAAGCUUUCUGGGUGUUUUAGAGGCGCUUGGAUCAAAAUAUAGAGAAGAGUAUUACAUAUAGGGUAGGGGCUGUAAUACUUUGUAGAACGGAAGAUGAGUGGAGAAUAUGAAUGGUUACGGAAAUGAGAAUGGAUUCAUGAACAACUCUUUUCAUAAAGAGGGUGAAAGUCAUCGUAAUUCAAGGCUCCCACAAGCUCAAGCACAUCACCAGGGGAACACAGAGAAGAGGCAUAUAAUGGAGACAUUGGAUAGAGGUUACUCUGAUUUGUACAGAAAUUCUAGUGAGGAAAUUGUGUUGAAGUCCUUGAUGGAAAACCCGAUGGGGAUUUCAGCGCCAAGUAUGGAGAUGCUUGGCUUUAAGAACAUUUCCCAAACUCUAAGAGGUGAUAGUGAGGAGCUCUUUAACAGCUGGCUUCUGAAUGGGGAGAUUCCUGGUUUCAUUUCUUCAAAUGGGGCACAUCGUACUCGGGUAACUUCUCGGAGGAUAUCAACAGAGCCUGCUGCUGUGUCUUCCUUCCAGCAAAAUGACAGCUUAUUCCAGCAAAACACAAUUGAGGAACACUCAGCUGACCCCAGCCGCAGGAAUAUUCCAGAUAAAGGAAUUCAAGCUAGCAAUUUGUACUUGGCCAAGGCAUGGUUUCAAAGUACCCAACCAAUGACAAGAAGUAGGUCUUCCGAAUUAAGGAGAAGGUAUGCUGCCAUGCAAAAUAUGCUGACACCUACUGUCGUGGAAGCCCCAAAUGACACUCCGGGUCCAGGGCGUGGCGGUAGCAUCAUGAAGCAUGAAUUUGCAGGCACAAACAAUUUCUGUGAUGUUUCCAUGGGGGAGAUGCCAACGCAACUGCAUACCUUCAUGUCUCCAUCCAAUUCAUCUACUUCUCCCUUCAAUACACCUCCAAUGGCAACUGUUGACACUGUGUCUUCUGUUGUGAGCAUGCUUAAGGGUACAUUAGAACGCAAGAAACUUGGAAACCAAGCGGAUAAAGAAAUUCUUGAAGGCAAUUCUUUUGUCUUUUCUACUGCUGCAGAAGUUGCAUCCAAUAUCGGCUCACAUCAAGAUGCAGCUGGUCAGCUUUUUGAGCCAACUAUGCCUUUUCAUAUGGUAUCCUCCAUCCAUAUGAAUGAUCUGGGGAAGUUGCAAAAAGUUGAAACUUCACUAGAAUUAAAUGUCGAAGGUUUUGUUAGUUCAGGAAACCAAAUCCAGUUGGGUGUGCUGUCCCAAGAACCUUCACAAAGUGAAUCAUCCGCUGCUGCACCUGUAAUUUCCACUGGUUUUGAAGUAUGUGAUGAUCCUGCUCAGUCUGCACAAACAUUAUCUGUUUGUGAGAAUUCCAGAAAACAUAUUGGAAAUGGUACUACAGAGCGUGGACCUAAAGCCAGAGAAUUCAGGGAGAGAAUGCUGGAAAACAACUUCAAGGAUGACCGGAAGAAGGGGAAUUUAGUACGGAUGGGUUCUGUUUCAUCUGGAGGUACAGUGGACAAGGGGGACCCUACAAAGAAACGCCGGGUUGAACGAUCUCGCAAGAUGGCAGAGGCGAAGGAGAGAAAUUCAACACCGGCGUUACCAUCAGAUAUGCAGUCUGUUCUAAAACGCUGUGAAAAUCUUGAGAAGGAAGUCCGGUCACUCAAGCUUAACUUAUCCUUCAUGAAUAGGAAGGAUUCCGAGCAGACAAAACAAAUUGAGGAGCUUCAAAAACAGAAUGAUGACUUGGCAGAAGAGAAGGAAAGACUUCUUGAAGAAAUUGAGAGGAUCAUCUCAGAGACCAACAAGAUGUGAGACUCACUAUAUAUAUUAAUCUGAUCAUAAUCCUUCUCUUUUAUGUGGAUGUGGUAUUCUUUACGCUCACAUGUACCACGGAUGAUAUAUGGAUUCCUGUAAAACAGGGUAUUAAAUACAUAUAUCUAUCUUUUACUUUAA